This is a messenger RNA of Pteronotus mesoamericanus, 1908 nucleotides long. It is a transcript of the gene ACOXL, whose product is annotated as acyl-CoA oxidase like. Lineage: Eukaryota; Metazoa; Chordata; Mammalia; Chiroptera; Mormoopidae. The record is from RefSeq and is a predicted model, not a curated record. Gene Ontology annotation, cellular component: peroxisome. Gene Ontology annotation, molecular function: acyl-CoA oxidase activity; fatty acid binding; FAD binding. Gene Ontology annotation, biological process: fatty acid beta-oxidation using acyl-CoA oxidase; lipid homeostasis.
AUGGGCAGGGGGCCCCCACCUUCCAAGGAAAUGACCCUGCCUCUGAUAUUUGAAGGCUGUCACCUGGACUUGAGCCAGACAUUCUCUGCUGGUCAGAGGUCAGUGCAGAGAGGUCGCAGGCAGGCCCAUGAGGGCGUUGGGCUCGGGAAGGGCCAGGAACAAACCCAGUUAAGGCCACUCGAGGUGCAAGAGGAAUCUGUCUGGAGUCUGGCCUUCAAGCAGAAACAGUUCACUUUCUAUUGUGCAGAGAACACAAAGCAUUUUGUCAGUCGAAGCCUCGUGUUAGGAGAGGCCCUCUCCACAGCAGAUGUGGCCACAGCGGUAAAGUGUGGAAUAAUUUAUUGGCUAUUUGGUGGUGCGAUUGGGAAUCUUGGAAGCCCAGGACAGGUAGGUAAGUGGCUUCAGCCACUCCAAGAGCAGAAAUACACUGGGAUGUUUGCAAUGACCGAGUGGGGCCAUGGGAGCAAUGUGAGAGGGAUCCAGACCGAAACCACUUUUGAUCUCUCUGCACAGGAGUUUGUCAUCCACAUACCAUGUGAAGAUGCUGAGAAGAUGUACAUCAGAAAUGCCACAUAUGGAAACUAUGCCGUGGUCUUUGCCCAGCUCAUCAUACAUGGGAGCUCUCAAAGGCCCCGCUGCUUUAUUGCUCUUGUUCGCGAUGAAAACAGAAGCUUGUACCCAGGAGUGACUGGGGUUGAUAUGAUGUACCAAGAAGGUCUGCAUGGUGUGGAUAAUGGGAUUUUAAUAUUUGACAAGGUUCGGAUACCAAGGGACAACCUGCUGGAUAAGUUUGGUUCUGUGGCUCCAGAUGGGCAAUACCAUUCCCCUAUUAAGAACAAGAAUGCAAGAUUCAGUGCGAUGCUGGCAGCACUGACCCCUUCGAGACUGGCUGUGACUUCCCAAGUUGUAGGCACCAUGCAGCUUGGGUUGACGAUAGCCAUUCACUACAGCCACAGCCAGAGGCAGUUUGGGCCCAAAGGCAAGGAAGAGGUCAAGAUCAUUGAUUACCAAAUGCAGACCCUUGGAUUGAAAUCAUACAAAGUGUAUUCUCUGGCCCUGACCAGUGUUUCUCAGUAUGCUGGGGUCCUCCUGGACGAUGAUGUCUUCCAGGGGAAGGAGCUGGUACACAGUCGCCCAUUGCAGGCACUGGUGGCAGGGCUGAAGGCCUACAGCACCUGGGAGAACAUUCGCUGUCUGCAGGACAGCUGUGAGUGCACCGGAGGCGUGGCUGUGGUGCAGGAACUGCUGGCUCAAUAUACCAACUAUGAAGAAAGGCCACUUGUUAGUCUGCUCUGAAGCUGGGCUAGGUCUGUGGGUGACAAGCUCAGAACCAGUUUCCUGGCAUUUAACAUGGACGCAGUUGGUAAUCUCACCUUCCUAUUGAAAGCAGUGAAUUUUCGUGAAACUGAUCUUCUGCAUGGUUUGUUAGCCAGAAUACAUUAUCAGGUGGUGACCAAGAAGGAAGACUUCUUCAGUGCCUGGAAGUCGCGUCUGCAUCAUGUCGCCUGCCUGCCCCUGGUGCACAUUCACAGAGUUACUUUAGAGCAGUUCUCCCUGGCAGUGAGGCAUUGUCGUGACCAAGAGGACCAGGCACUAUUAAUGAAGUUUUGUCUGUUGUGUGGAACCAAGCUGGUGUUCCAGGAGAGAGCCUGCCAUCUAGAACAUAAAUAUUUGACUCCUACAGUGAGCAUGAGGAUUAGGAGUCAGUUGCUGGAUUUGUGUGACUCGGUGAAGGAUGAUGCCCUGAGGGUUAUCUCUGCCUUUAACAUUCCGCGUACAGACCUGCACGCGCCAAUCGCUGGAAUCACCAACCCACUGUCCACCUGGGCUUUUUACCCCACGCCGCCGCAGCCCCCAGCCCCGGAAUGGGCACACUCUCCGCGGCCGAAACCUGGAGCCAAAUUGUAG